AUGAUAGAGCACUACCCAUCACAGGCCCUCUUCGGGCUGACGCUUGCCAUUGCCACUAUUUUGCUGCUUGCAUGGGCCCAUUGGCGCUCUCGACCUACGCUUCCACUACCACCUGGUCCGCCUUCUGAGUUUCUUCUGGGCCAUUCCCGUGUAAUACCCAGGGAGAAUGCUGCAGCAGUAUACGCGAAAUGGUCGAAAGAAUACAAUUCCGAUAUCAUACAUGUCAGGUCCUUGGGCCGUUCUACAGUCGUCCUCAAUAUCGUAGAGGUGGCCAGGGAUAUCCUGGAGAAGAAAGGCGCCAACUUUUGUGACCGACCCAGAUUUACGCUACUGGAAGUCAUGGGAUGGGGAAAGACUCUGACAUUUCUUCCAUUUGGAAAACGCUGGCAAAUGCACAGAAAGUUACUCCAGACCUCGUUUAGCAACACAAAUGUCCGUCAAUGGCAUAGUCUGCAGACAAAAGAAGCCCGACGAACAAUUCGAAAUAUACUCAAGAAGCCUGAAACUUGGGAAACGUCUUUACGCCGGCUUGCGGUUGCUAUCGUCCUACAAGUGAGCUACGGCACUCAAGUGCUAAAGGACGACGACCCCUACAUCCAAAUCGCCAAUGAUGCCAUGUAUGCCACUGGUAAUGGUGGAGUUCCCGCCAACAGUAUUGUUGAUCUAGUUCCAUUUGUUCGCUAUCUCCCCGACUGCAUUGUCCGCGACUUGUCCUUGCGAUUCGCCCGACAAUGGCGCUGGGCUAUUAAAAAAAUUCACAACGUCCCAUUUGCUGCUGCACAAGCUGAAUAUGUGACACAUCAACUCCUCCGUGAGUACAAGGAAAAGGAGUUCCAUGGUCAGGAACAACAAUGGUCCCUUGACGAUAUCAAAGGUGCGGCAGGGGCGGUUUUUAUCGCAGGAGCAGAUACGGUGAAACGUGGCUUCCGGACAUGGGCUACAUGUGUAAUCUUCAUUCUUAAUAUGGUUCUUCACCCGGAAAUACAGGAGAAGGCUCAUAAAGAGCUUGAUACGGUGAUUGGAUCUGAUAGACUGCCUGGCUUCUCAGACCGGCCCGCUUUGGUUUAUAUCGAACAUAUUGUCCAUGGGAUUUAUCGGUGGUCACCACUGGCUCCUCUGGGGAUACCACACAAAUCGCUCCACGAUGAUAUCUACAAGGGCAUGCUCAUUCCUAAAGGUAUAUCUGAGGCAAAAAUCUCGUGGGGAGGGUGUCUGAUAAGUACCAGGACUGUGGUCUAUGCUAACGCUUAUACCAUGGCUCAUGACGGGCGGGUCUACAAAAACCCCCACGAUUUCAACCCUAACAGAUAUGAAGCUAGGGAACUAUUUCCUGUUGGCAAUUUUGGAUUCGGGCGCCGGGUCUGCGUCGGUCGGUUUCUGGCCGACAAUAGUGUCUGGAUCAUGGUAGCAACGAUGUUAUCCGCACUUCAGUUCUGUAAGAUGUCUUCGGAUGGGAAGCCCAUUGAGCCCCGAGUCCGAUUUACCAAUGGCGGAACCUGUCACCCCGAGCACUUUGACUGUGUCAUCAAACCGCGGAACCUCAAAGCUGAGGCACUUGUCGAAAGCGAUUAG
Molecule: messenger RNA, 1572 nt
Organism: Fusarium redolens
Lineage: Eukaryota; Fungi; Ascomycota; Sordariomycetes; Hypocreales; Nectriaceae
Product: cytochrome P450
Exons: 11
Coding region: 1-1572 (523 amino acids)
Molecular function (GO): heme binding; iron ion binding; monooxygenase activity
Source: RefSeq, a predicted model, not a curated record